Molecule: messenger RNA, 786 nt
Organism: Emericellopsis cladophorae
Lineage: Eukaryota; Fungi; Ascomycota; Sordariomycetes; Hypocreales; Bionectriaceae
Exons: 2
Coding region: 1-786 (261 amino acids)
Biological process (GO): intracellular protein transport; Golgi to vacuole transport; vesicle fusion
Cellular component (GO): SNARE complex; membrane; endomembrane system
Molecular function (GO): SNARE binding; SNAP receptor activity
Source: RefSeq, a predicted model, not a curated record
AUGUCGUACGAUCAACUCUCCAACCUCGAGUCUGGGCGCUACACCGACGACCCGGUAUUUCGCGACUUGCAGUACGAGCUCAAGGGCAAACUGCAGUCCCUGCUCACCAGCAACCGCAAGCUCGCCAACGAUGUCAACGUUCUGGGCACGAAGAAGGAUUCGCCGCGCCUGAGGGAGCGUGUGAACAAUGCGAUGGAGAAGACGAGACACAUCUGCCAGGAGAUUGGCGAGGGCGUCAAGAAGCUACAGUCCUGGGAGGAGCUAUCGAAACAACAAAAAUACGAGCAGACCAAAGUUUCCAGCGACUUCCAGGCGGCGCUACAGGAGUUCCAGUCCCUGCAACGACGAGCGCUGGAGAAGGAGAAGGCAUCCGUCCAUGCGGCGCGCGUUGCACACGACGGCGAGCCUGGCCACGCUACGUCGCCCUCGGGCGGUCAACAGCAGGAGCAGCUGCAAAUGUCAGCGCCCCUCGCCGUGCAGGACGAGGUGGAUUUCCAGGAGGCGCUCAUCAUCGAGCGGGAGGAGGAGAUUCGCAACAUUGAGCAAGGCGUGGGCGAUCUCAACGUGCUCUUCCGCCAGGUGGCGCAGAUUGUGGACGAGCAGGGCGAGCAGCUCACAUCCAUCGCUGACAACAUUGAGAAUGUCCACGAUGACACGCGCCACGCCGACGUGGAGACCCGACAGGCAGCGCGGUACCAGAAGGCGGCCCGUAACAAGGGCUGCUGCCUGCUGCUCAUUUUGGCCGUGAUCGUGACCAUUGUCAUCUUGGCGGUUGUAGUCGGAUGA